GAAUCUGGCAACCCUGGACGACUCAGCCGGUGGAAGCUUGUGUUUCCCUCUCACUUAGCAGAACGUCCGCCGUAGGUAGCCGGCUAGCAACAUGUCGAAAGUCGCGGAUACUAAGCUGUAUGACAUUCUCGGAGUCUCCCCAUCGGCCAAUGAAAAUGAACUUAAAAAGGCGUACCGCAAAUUGGCCAAAGAGUACCAUCCUGACAAGAACCCCGAUGCUGGAGACAAGUUUAAAGAGAUCAGUUUUGCAUAUGAAGUACUGACAAACCCGGAGAAAAAGGAGCUGUAUGAUCGCUAUGGAGAACAGGGACUACGGGAGGGCGGAGGAGGUGGGCCUGGAAUGGACGAUAUCUUCUCUCACAUCUUUGGUGGGGGACUUUUUGGGUUCAUGGGGGGCCAGGGCAGAGGUCGUAAUGGAGGAAGAAGGAGAGGUGAAGACAUGGUACACCCUCUGAAAGUUUCUCUUGAAGACCUCUAUAAUGGUAAAACCACCAAACUGCAGCUAAGCAAGAAUGUGCUAUGUGGUGCCUGUAAUGGUCAGGGGGGUAAGGCGGGUGCAGUGCAAAAGUGUGUGGCAUGCAGAGGAGUAGGUAUGAGGGUCGUGAUCAGACAGCUGGCCCCUGGUAUGGUCCAACAGGUGCAGUCAGUCUGCACAGACUGCAAAGGAGAGGGUGAGGUCAUCAAUGAGAAGGACCGCUGUAAAAAGUGUGAAGGUCAUAAGGUGUGUAAGGAAACAAAGCUCCUGGAGGUGCACGUGGAUAAAGGCAUGAAACACGGACAGAAGAUCACAUUCUCUGGGGAAGCUGACCAAGCACCAGGUGUUGAACCAGGAGACAUCGUCCUGGUACUACAGGAGAAAGAGCAUGAGGAAUUCCGCCGGGAAGGCAGUGAUCUUCACAUGGUGCAACGCAUUGGCCUGGUUGAGGCUCUGUGUGGCUUCCAGAUGACUGUCACACACCUGGAUGGACGUCAGUUGCUUGUCAAAUACCCACCUGGCAAGGUCAUAGAACCAGGCUCUAUUCGGAUGGUGAAGGGAGAGGGGAUGCCACAGUACAGAAAUCCGUUUGAGAAGGGAGAUCUUUACAUAAAGUUUGAUGUCCAGUUCCCUGAGAACAACUGGAUCAACCCUGAAAAGCUGAACGAGCUAGAGUGCCUGCUGCCAAGCCGUGCAGACGAACCUGUCAUUUCCGCUGACGCAGAGGAAGUAGACUUGACAGAUUUUGACAGGAGUCAAGGGACGGCCGGGGGCUCCAGGAGAGAGGCUUACCAUGAUAGUUCUGAUGAGGAGGGCGGCCAUCAUGGCCCAGGGGUGCAGUGUGCACACCAGUAGAAAAACUUUGAAGCAUGUUUACAUGCACAUCCCUUGAGUCCCACUGCUAACACCAUUCAAGACUUGACGCACAUACAUGCACAUUACUUUCCUUUCACAAUUCCUGUGAAUGACAGAUACACCCAUACAUUGACAUACACACACACCCUCCUCAGUUCUAUGGUGCCCAUAAGACAUGCUGGAGUUGUGAUUAUUAUUUUAUGUUAUAGACAGUAGUGCUCAGCAAAGUCUCAGGCCAGAACAUGACUCGGACCUCCAUGGUUUGUGUAAGACAAAAACAAGUAUUGUUGACUCAUGUCCAAGGUGUAGUGUACUCGAUCACACAUAAGUGCAUGCUGCUUACUUGCUGACAAUGUUGCACAUGUAGAACAGAGUCCAGACGCUAAUGUGUUCUGACACCACACGGAUAACGUCAGCCUGAAGAUUCUACACAGCCUGCUUGGACAUUUGCCUCAUUCUUGAACCAAGUUUUCAAAACGGGACUCGCUUGUGCUGCCCAGUACCCUGCUGUCACAUUGCUAGAAAAUGUCCUGAGUUGUAGUACGAUCAGGAACCAUGUCUUGUUUGGAGUUUUGUUUUUAUGUUAAAAAGUGUGUUUUGAGACCACUCAACGUAAUCUUUGAAGGCUUUCUUCAUUGUAAUGUGUGUAAUGCAGUGGCUCGGUGUGUUGGAUGGAGCUGCUAUGGAAUGUUCUGGCUUAAUUACGAUGAUUGCUAAUGCUGCCUUGUGUUAAGAUGUAAUGUGAGCGGAUGCUGUCGAACAAUUGAAUGUUUGCCAAGAAAUCUCCCCAAUGUCGGCAGCCCCUCACCACCCCAUUCACCUUGUCACAAGGAUAAAAAAAAACAUAUCAUUCCAUCAUCCUAAUUGUUAGUCAAAUAUAUUACAAUAUUGGCCACUUUGCUACACACAAGUCAACACAGCCACAAUCCUUUUGUGUACAACAGUGCCCUCUAUAAUCCCAAUCUUUAAUCUUGGCCAAUUUUGCUAUAUAACAAGGAUUUGAUGGCGCUUCAGUGUAUUUACAUUUGGUCCCAGAGGGUAGGUCACAACUGCAGGGGAGGUGAUUGUUGAUAUUAUUGUUAAUGCUUAUGUUUGUCCAGAUGGUAAUUAAACUGUAUAAUAAACA
This is a messenger RNA of Dunckerocampus dactyliophorus (ringed pipefish), 2456 nucleotides long. It is a transcript of the gene dnaja2b, whose product is annotated as DnaJ heat shock protein family (Hsp40) member A2b. Gene Ontology annotation, molecular function: Hsp70 protein binding; ATP binding. Gene Ontology annotation, cellular component: cytosol; cytoplasm. The record is from RefSeq and is a predicted model, not a curated record. NCBI's taxonomy places the organism in Eukaryota, Metazoa, Chordata, Actinopteri, Syngnathiformes, Syngnathidae. Bases 92 to 1330 code for a protein of 412 amino acids. Gene Ontology annotation, biological process: protein refolding; response to heat. The transcript has 9 exons.